Molecule: messenger RNA, 1482 nt
Organism: Dissoconium aciculare CBS 342.82
Lineage: Eukaryota; Fungi; Ascomycota; Dothideomycetes; Mycosphaerellales; Dissoconiaceae
Exons: 1
Coding region: 1-1482 (493 amino acids)
Biological process (GO): cellular response to pH
Cellular component (GO): plasma membrane
Source: RefSeq, a predicted model, not a curated record
AUGCCCUUUCCCUUCGUUCUUCCCACCACAAGCUCAGUCCUGCUGCCAGACUAUUACGACAGUGUCACCCAUCCCUCCCUGCCUUUGGCGGCGACGACACAUCGCAGUGUCCUCAAGGAUGCCUUGAAGAAAUACAAACGUUCAUCGCCCUCGGAAAGACUCAGCAACCUUCCCGCGUUACAGGAGGCCAUCGCGGGAUAUCUCCCGUACCUACAAGCACUCAAUGCAGGCUCAGGGUAUCGCGAUGUCGGCCCUGAAAAGCUCGACAUCGAGGUCAAGAAACCGCUCGAAGUCGAAUGGAGGAGCACCCUCUCCGCGGCCUUUCCGGGUCGAGAGCCUCCGCGACCGAAGUUGGUCGGGCUCCACAAUGAGGUCGCAUUCGCGUUGACGACGGCCGCUUACAUCCAAACGCAACUCGCUCGAUCACAACUCCGGCUUCUCUCCGGUUCCGCCGCGGUCCCGUCCGAACAGCGUCCUGGGAUCAUCACGGCCGCCAUCAAGCACCUCUUGGACGCCCACAGCAUCCACACCUACAUGCUGACCCUCCCGUCCUUGUCUGCAGCAGCCGCUGCUCGGGACGCGCCGAUCGACAUCCACCCCUCGACCAUCUCCGCCCUGGCAUCCCUCUCCUUAUCCGAAGCCAACCUCACCGUCGUGGCCAAGGACGAUCCCUACGCCGCCGCCGUGGCCGACAGCCGCAACGAGAGCAACACGGAUUGGAUGUUCAAGGCGCCGACCAUCGCCAAGACCCGGCUGCGACUGCUGGCGACCAUCUGCCUCGCGGCCGCCGAGCACGCGGCCACGGCGUCCGGCCUCUUCGCGCAGAGCGCCGGCAAGCUGGACGAGGACCUCGUCAGAUACGCGGGCGACCUGCAGAGGACGGCGCGCGGGAAAGCCAUGCGCUUCUUCGCGCUCGAGGCCGACUCCACCGCCAAGACCGGCGAGGCCCUCGCCUGGCUGCAGGGCGCCCGGCGCGCGCUCGGCCUGCCCGCCGCGAGCGACGCCGGCGGCGACGGCGACGGGCGACGCAAGGGUCUCCGCGGCCUGAAGCAGACGUGGCAGGAGCGCCGGGAGGACCGACGCGUGGAGACGCGACACAGCGACUGGGGCGCGGACGCCGGCCGGCUGGAGGAGGGUCGGGUCGUGGAGACGCUGGAGAGGAAAUGGGAGCGCGAGAACCGGCUGGUGAACAUCCAGGCCGUGCCGCCGCUGGAGCCGCUCCUCGCGGGCAUGCCCGGCGGCCGGGAGUUCCCCCAUCAGAUCCGGCCGUUCUCCCUGCCGGAGCUGGACGCGGCGGAGUUCGCACGGCUCCGGGCGCCGCUCGAUCCGGACGAGGUGGCGUACUCCCGUAGGGGAGGGGAGGAGGCGGACAGCGGCGACGAGGCUCCACGCGGCGCCGGACCCGGCCACGGCGCCCCGGCCGGUGCGUUCCCUGGGACCGCGGGCGAGUACCGGAGCGGCACCGGUCAGAGUUACUAUUAA